CCUCAAGAUGCAUGUGAAUAGAAUAGCUUGAUUCUGUAACCUUCACCUUUUCUAGUCAUCAAUCCCUUGUCUCUUCCUCCCCAAAGGCAAUUAGUACCCAACUUUCUAAUUAUUAGUGCAUUACCUUUCAUCUUUCUUUGUCCAUACCAACCAAUCCUUAUCUUCCUCAUUGGCUAUUUUAGAACUCAUUAGCAGAUCAGAUCACAAAUCUGUUCCACAUUUGAAGUUUGAGAGAGAAGUAGUGCAGGAAGGCAAGGAUCAGAUAUGUCGGAUUGGGGGCCAGUUUUCAUAGCAGUGGUGCUGUUCAUACUUCUGACUCCAGGGUUGCUGAUUCAGAUACCUGGGAAAAGCCGGUUUGUCGAGUUUGGCAAUUUUCAGACUAGUGGAGUGUCAAUUCUGGUUCAUUCCAUCAUCUACUUUACUCUCAUCUGUAUCUUCUUGUUGGCUAUUGGAGUCCAUAUGUAUAUUGUUCAUGGAUUAGGAAUAUUGAUUCUAACAUCAUAUUCAGAUGUCAAGUUUGAAGCUUUAGACUUGAAGGAAAUGGCGGACUGGGGCCCAGUGCUGAUUGGGGUUGUGCUGUUUAUCCUGCUGCAACCGGGACUACUCUUCUCGUUGCCGGGAAACGGCAAGCAGGUGGAGUUUGGGAGCAUGAAGACCAACGGCAAAGCCAUAGCUGUACACACACUCAUCUUUUUCGCGCUCUAUGCCAUUCUCAUCUUGGCCGUACACGUCCACAUCUACACCGGCUGAUGAUGAUCCGGUACUCUCGCCCAGCUUUUGGAUCUGUGUGUCUCUUUAGCCUUGUCUGAGCUUUUGUUGUUGUAAGUUGUAACUCUUAUUGUUAGUUUUGAAAUGAAGUACGUAUAAAAGCACAGAUCUUUUGUUUCUAGAUUUGAAGAUUGAUGCAGCUCUGGCUUUGAGUUAUUGUGCAUAAUGUUUAUUGUUUUCAUAUGAUCUGGGAUUUGAGAACCCUUUUUCUUUGAUC
Molecule: messenger RNA, 985 nt
Organism: Fragaria vesca subsp. vesca
Lineage: Eukaryota; Viridiplantae; Streptophyta; Magnoliopsida; Rosales; Rosaceae
Exons: 3
Coding region: 265-750 (161 amino acids)
Source: RefSeq, a predicted model, not a curated record